UUGAUGAAAUUAGAAAACUUACACAAACAAUAUAUCAAAAUUGUCCAAAUCUUAGGUAUAUUAAGCUGCCAAUUAAAGAUUAUGCUCUUACUGAAUUUGAAAGAUUGUUAGCUAAUUCUCAAUAUUUAGAUGGAUUAGUUAUUGAUUAUGAAAUAGGCUUUGAUUAUAAGGAUGUAUUUGAAAUAUUAACUAGAUCAUCACCAUUAAAUUUGUAUAAAUUUAAAUUUAUUUUUACAGAAAAAUUUAGACUGAAUUUUAAAUUAUUAGAAUCAUUUCUUAUUAAUUGGAAUGAUAGACAACCUAUGCUAUUACAAAUCUCCCUAGUUAAUUUUAUAGAUAAACAUCAAUGGUAUAUGAAACGAUUGAACUCACUAAUUAAAAAAUAUGAAACGAAAGGAAUUAUUAAAAAAUUUGAUCUUAAUUGGUAUCAUAAAUUUGAAGAAUUUGAAUGGGUUCAAGAUGUAACACAAUUUUAUUCUUUGCCUAAUAUCUGAAGAUCAAAGGAUUUAUUCUUAUUAUAUGUAAUUAUGGUUAAAGUAAUAAAAAAUUUAUUAAAUAUAAAUAAAACAACUA
This is a messenger RNA of Rhizophagus irregularis DAOM 181602=DAOM 197198, 573 nucleotides long. Lineage: Eukaryota; Fungi; Glomeromycota; Glomeromycetes; Glomerales; Glomeraceae. The record is from RefSeq and is a predicted model, not a curated record.